Molecule: messenger RNA, 366 nt
Organism: Cuscuta europaea
Lineage: Eukaryota; Viridiplantae; Streptophyta; Magnoliopsida; Solanales; Convolvulaceae
Source: the annotation of a GenBank genome assembly
UAUUCCUUGUGAAAAAAUCUUUAGACCGAUCGAACUGGUCGAGGGCCAAUAGAAGCAAAAGAUUUGAUAGGGAAAUGAUAGAAGGAAGGGAUCCGCCAAUUUAUGUUUCUAAUCCAAUAUAUGAGAAUGUGUGUGGAGCAGGUGCGGAUACACUGAUUAUUUAUUUACCAGGAUUGAAUAAGGAACAUAUAAAGCUUCAAUUGACCCAAAAAGGAAACAUGAGGAUCCAAGUCGAUCCUCACCAUAACAAGAAAUGGAUCAGCUUACAAAAAGAGUUCACUCUUCCAUUAGAGAUUGCGACACUAAGAAUAUUAAAGCAAAGCUUGGAGUUGACAUUCUCUACAUCAUACAACCAACCACUGCCGA